CGCGAGAGGACGGGCCGCGCCGGCGGUAGCGAUAGAGAGCUGUGGUGGUGGUGGUGGUGGUGUUGGUGGUGGCGGCCGAGACGGCGGCGGCCAUUUUGGUGGGGCAUCGGAAGAGGCGGCGGCGGUUCGCCGAGAGUAGCGUCUCCCAUUUUUUCCACCCACCGUCCGCAUCUCUGUGCCGUGAGAGGAAGCAGUGGAAGCGAGACGGCGGCAGUAGCCGCGGGCCCCAGGGGAAUUUAAAGGCCGCGAAGGCGGUUGUCAAGAGGGGGCCCUCCCCCCUCCUCGGCGGGAGGGGGGGUGGUGCGCACGCCCCCGAGGACGCAGGUGUGAUUCCCCUCAGUACGGCGGCACCGUGGAAGUACAGACUUUCACAGGGGGUGUGGUCUCAGCUCACACAGGUGCUCCAGAGGCCGGUGGACCUGAGCGGAGGCUGGGACGCCCUAGUGGGCCCCGGGCCCUGGAAGGCGGGUCCCGGUGGCCGGUGGCCCAGAAUGAGGCCAGCUCCCAGCAUGCCCUGCAGCCGGACGCCAGCCCCUCGGCCAGCAGCAGUGGUGAUAACGAUCCAGUCAUUCUUCAGGCGUCCAAAGAGGAGCCUGGGAGUGGGACCAUGCAGAGCAGCCCCUCGCCUGCUCACCCUCAGCUCCCAGUCCUGCAGACACAGAUGGUGUCGGACGGCAUGACAGGCAGCAAUCCUGUGUCCCCUGCCUCAUCCAGUUCCCCAGCCUCUAGUGGGGCAGGCGGCAUCUCUCCCCAGCAUAUAGCUCAAGAUUCCUCUCUGGAUGGACCUCCAGGGCCCCCAGAUGGUGUCACAGUGCCCUUAGAGGGACUCAGCUUACCUCAGGCUGCUGACCUUGCCAAUAAGGGCCCAAAGUGGGAGAAGAGCCAUGCUGAGAUUGCAGAGCAGGCCAAGCAUGAGGCUGAGAUUGAGACUCGGAUUGCUGAGCUGCGUAAGGAGGGUUUCUGGUCACUGAAGAGGCUGCCUAAAGUGCCGGAGCCUCCCCGCCCCAAAGGCCACUGGGACUAUCUAUGUGAGGAGAUGCAAUGGCUCUCUGCCGACUUUGCUCAGGAGCGUCGUUGGAAACGGGGUGUGGCCCGUAAGGUUGUGCGUAUGGUCAUCCGGCACCAUGAGGAGCAGCGGCAGAAAGAAGAGCGGGCUCGGAGGGAAGAGCAGGCCAAGCUACGCCGAAUCGCUUCCACCAUGGCCAAGGAUGUCAGGCAGUUCUGGAGCAAUGUGGAGAAGGUGGUGCAGUUCAAGCAACAGUCCCGGUUGGAGGAAAAGCGUAAAAAAGCUCUGGAUCUGCACUUGGACUUCAUUGUGGGGCAAACUGAAAAGUACUCAGACCUUUUGUCUCAGAGCCUCAACCAGCCACUAGCAUCCAGCAAAGCUGGCUCUUCCCCUUGCCUUGGCUCCUCCUCAGCUGCCUCUAGUCCUCCACUCCCAGUUUCCAGGCUGGAUGAUGAAGAUGGGGACUUCCAACCCCAAGAGGAGGAGGAAGAGGAUGAUGAGGAGACGAUAGAGGUUGAAGAACAACAGGAAGGCAAUGAUGCAGAGACCCAGAGGCGUGAGAUUGAGCUGCUUCGACGUGAGGGAGAAUUGCCAUUGGAAGAGCUGCUCCGUUCCCUCCCCCCUCAGCUGCUAGGAGGGCCUUCCAGCCCCCCGAGAACCCCCUCAUCUCGUGACAGUGACACUCGAGAUGGGCCUGAAGAAGGCGGUGAAGAAGAAGAGCCCUCUCAGGUGUUAAAGGUAAAGCCCCCACCCUCUGUCACACAGCGCAACAAACAGCCCUGGCAUCCGGAUGAGGAUGACAAAGAGUUUACUGCCAAUGAAGAUGAAGCGGAGGAUGAAGAGGAUACUAUAGCAGCCGAGGAGCAGCUGGAAGGGGAGGUGGAUCAUGCCAUGGAGCUGAGCGAGUUGGCUCGAGAAGGUGAGCUGUCAAUGGAAGAGCUACUGCAGCAGUAUGCAGGAGCCUAUGCUUCUGAUGCCUCUGCCCCAGGCUCUGGGAGUAGUGAAGAGGAAGAUGAAGAUGAGGUUGAGGCUAACAGCUCUGACUGUGAACCAGAGGGGGCCACAGAAGCUGAAGAGGGUCCUCAAGAGGAUAGUAGCAGUCAGUCAGAAUCUGCUGAGGAGCAGAGUGAGGAGGAGGAAGAUGAGCAUUCAGAAGAGGAAGAAACAAGCGGAAGUUCAGAAUCAGAGGAAUCUGAGUCUGAGGAGUCUGAGGAGUCUCAAUCGCAGAGCCAAGCAGAUGAGGAAGAGGAGGAAGAUGAUGACUUUGGGGUGGAGUACUUGCUUGCCCGGGAUGAAGAGCAGAGUGAGGCAGACGGGGGCAGUGGACCUCCCACCCCAGGGCCUGCCACCACUCUAGGCCCUAAGAAAGAAAUUACUGACAUCGCUGCAGCAGCUGAAAGUCUGCAGCCCAAGGGUUAUACCUUGGCCACUACCCAGGUGAAGACACCCAUUCCUUUGCUCCUGCGGGGCCAGCUCCGAGAGUACCAACACAUUGGGCUGGACUGGCUGGUUACUAUGUAUGAGAAGAAGCUUAAUGGUAUUCUUGCUGAUGAGAUGGGGCUAGGCAAGACAAUCCAGACCAUCUCCCUGCUUGCCCACUUGGCCUGUGAAAAAGGUAACUGGGGUCCCCAUUUGAUAAUUGUCCCCACCAGUGUGAUGCUGAACUGGGAGAUGGAGCUGAAACGGUGGUGCCCCAGCUUUAAAAUCCUCACUUAUUAUGGAGCCCAGAAAGAGAGGAAGCUCAAGCGGCAGGGCUGGACCAAGCCCAAUGCCUUCCAUGUGUGUAUCACAUCUUACAAGCUGGUGCUGCAGGACCACCAGGCCUUUCGUCGCAAGAACUGGCGCUAUCUCAUUCUGGAUGAGGCUCAGAACAUUAAGAACUUCAAGUCACAGCGCUGGCAAUCUCUGCUCAACUUCAACAGUCAGAGACGCCUACUCCUCACAGGAACUCCCUUGCAGAACAGCCUCAUGGAGUUGUGGUCCUUGAUGCACUUUUUGAUGCCCCAUGUCUUCCAGUCUCAUCGCGAGUUUAAAGAAUGGUUCUCUAACCCACUAACUGGCAUGAUUGAGGGCAGUCAGGAGUACAAUGAAGGUCUAGUUAAACGCCUCCACAAGGUUUUGCGGCCUUUUUUGCUGCGCCGAGUUAAGGUGGAUGUUGAGAAGCAGAUGCCUAAAAAAUAUGAGCAUGUUAUCCGCUGCCGGCUCUCCAAGCGCCAACGAUGUCUCUAUGACGACUUCAUGGCACAGACCACAACUAAGGAGACACUAGCCACGGGCCAUUUCAUGAGUGUCAUCAACAUUUUGAUGCAGCUGCGAAAAGUCUGCAACCAUCCAAACCUGUUUGACCCUCGACCUGUUACUUCCCCCUUCAUCACCCCUGGAAUCUGCUUCAGCACCGCCUCUCUGGUGCUAAGGGCCACUGAUGUCCACCCUCUCCAGCGGAUAGACAUGGGUCGGUUUGAUCUUAUUGGCCUGGAGGCUCGUGUCUCUAGAUAUGAGGCUGACACAUUUCUACCCCGGCACCGCCUCUCCCGCCGGGUACUGCUAGAGGUGGCUACUGCUCCUGACCCCCCACCCCGGCCCAAGCCAGUCAAGAUGAAGGUCAACAGGAUGCUGCAGCCAGUGCCCAAGCAAGAAGGCCGUACAGUGGUGGUGGUGAACAGCCCAAGAAACCCCGUGGGCCCUGUACCAGUCCGACCCCCUCCUGGCCCUGAACUCUCCACACAGCCCAGCCCUGGCCCAACCCCCCCAGUGCUGCCAGCGCCACUGAUGGUGUCAGCCUCACCUGUUGGGCCCCCACUCAUUCCGCCAUCACGGCCUCCUGGCCCUGUUCUGUUGCCCCCACUGCAGCCAAACAGUGGGCCUCUGCCCCAGGUGUUGCCAUCCCCCCUGGGGGUCCUGAGUGGGACCUCAAGGCCUCCUACACCAACCCUGUCCCUGAAGCCAGCCCCACCUGCUCCUGUUCGCCUGAGCCCUGCCCCACCUCCAGGCUCAUCCAGCUUGUUGAAGCCCCUGACAGUGCCACCGGGCUACACUUUCCCUUCCGCUGCCACAACCACCUCUACUGCCACAGCCGCUGCUCCCACCACGGCAGUGCCAACUACUGCUCCUGCGCCACAGCGCCUCAUCCUGUCUCCUGAUAUGCAGGCUCGCCUGCCCUCAGGCGAAGUGGUCAGCAUUGGGCAGUUGGCCUCACUGGCACAGCGUCCAGUGGCUAGUGCAGGGGGAAGCAAACCUCUCACCUUCCAGAUCCAGGGCAACAAGCUGACUUUGACUGGUGCGCAGGUGCGCCAGCUUGCUGUGGGGCAGCCCCGCCCGCUGCAAAUGCCACCAACCAUGGUGAAUAAUACAGGCGUGGUGAAGAUUGUAGUGAGACAGGCCCCUCGGGAUGGACUGACUCCUGUUCCUCCGUUGGCUCCAGCACCCCGGCCUCCAAGCUCUGGGCUUCCAGCUGUGUUGACUCCACGCCCCACGUUAACCCCUGGCCGGCUACCCACACCUACUCUGGGUACUGCCCGGGCCGCCAUCCCCACGUCCACUCUGGUGAGGCCCCUUCUCAAGCUGGUCCACAGUCCUUCGCCUGAAGUCAGUGCUUCAGCACCCGGAGCUGCUCCCUUGACCAUCUCUUCUCCUCUCCCUGUGCAGUCCCCGCUCCCUGGGCCAGCUUCUCCAAUGCCGGUUCCCAAUUCCUCUCCCCUUGCUAGUCCUGUGUCUUCUACAGUUCCUGUCCCAGUGUCAUCUUCACUUCCCAUCUCUGUCUCCACCACGCCUCCUGCCCCGGCCUCAGCUCCACUCACCAUUCCCAUGUCAGCCUCCUUGCCUGUUUCGGCCUCCAGCCCGGCUCUGUUGACCAAUGUGACUCCAACACUGGCAUCUGUUGUCUCAGCGACUCCUGGACCUCCUUCUUUGGCACCAGCUGGGGCUUCCCCGUCAGCGACAGCUUUGACUCUGGGUUUGGCCACAACUCCAUCUCUGUCUUCAUCUCAGGCAACUGGUCACCCUCUGUUGUUGGCUCCAGCCUCUUCACAUGUUCCAGGGUUGAACUCAGCCGUGGCCCCAGCAUGUUCACCUGUAUUGGUACCAGCUUCUGCUCUGGCCAACCCUUUUCCGGCAGCACCAAAUCCAGCUCCAGCUCAGGCUUCCCUUCUGGCUCCAGCACCUUCUGCAUCUCAGGCUCUAGCCACCUCUCUGGCUCCCAUGGUGGCCCCACAGACAGCAAUCCUGGCUCCUCCAGCUCCUUCUCUGGCUCCUCUUCCAGUCCUGGCCCCAUCGCCAGGUCCUGCUCCUGUCCUGGCUCCAUCGCAGACUCCGGUUCCAGUUCUGGCUUCUUCAUCUACUCCAGGAACUCCUUUACCUUCAGCUUCUUCACUGGUGCCAGCCCCAGCUCCUGUGUUGGCUCCAUCAUCAACUCAGACUAUGGUACCAGCCCCUGUUCCGUCACCUCUCCCAAGCCCGGCUUCUACGCAGACACUGGCCUUAGCCCCAGCUCUAGCAUCAACACUUGGGGGCUCAUCUCCAUCUCAGACCCUCUCUUUGGGAACAGGGAACCCUCAGGGGCCUUUUCCAGCUCAGACAUUGUCAUUGACUCCUGCGUCAUCCCUAGUACCAACUCCAGCCCAGACACUGUCUUUGGCACCAGGACCACCACUGGGUCCAUCUCAGACGCUGUCUCUGGCUCCCCCUUUGACUCCAGUUUCUCCAAUGGGCCCAGCCCCAGCUCACAUGCUGACUUUGGCUCCGGUAUCGUCAUCUGCUUCACUCCUGACCCCAGCUUCAGUGCAAACAUUGACCUUGAGCCCUGCCCCAGUUCCGGUGCCCACCUUGGGUCCAGCUGCAGCCCAGACUCUGGCACUGGCCCCAGUCUCAACACAAGCCCCAGCUUCCCAGGCAUCCUCCCUUGUGGUUUCGGCAUCUGGCGCUGCUCCCUUGCCUGUCACCAUGGUAUCCCGGCUGCCUGUUGCCAAGGAUGAGCCUGAGACACUGACGUUGCGCCCUGGUCCCCCUAGCCCUCCUUCCACUGCUACCUCGUUCAGUGGUCCCCGGCCUCGACGCCAACCCCCACCACCACCUCGUUCCCCUUUCUAUCUGGAAUCUCUGGAGGAAAAGCGGAAGCGACAGCGGUCUGAACGCUUGGAACGGAUUUUCCAACUUAGUGAGGCUCAUGGGGCCCUGGCACCUGUGUAUGGGACUGAAGUCCUGGAUUUCUGUACCCUGCCCCAACCUGUUGCCAGCCCCAUCGGCCCUCGUUCUCCUGGCCCCAGCCACCCAACCUUUUGGACUUAUACCGAGGCUGCCCGCCAGGCUGUCCUGUUUCCCCAGCAACGACUAGACCAGCUGUCAGAAAUCAUUGAGAGGUUCAUCUUUGUCAUGCCUCCUGUGGAGGCACCACCCCCUUCCCUGCAUGCCUGCCACCCACCUCCUUGGCUGGCCCCGCGUCAGGCAGCCUUCCAGGAGCAAUUGGCCUGUGAGCUCUGGCCCCGGGCUCGCCCCUUGCACCGUAUUGUGUGUAACAUGCGCACCCAAUUCCCUGACUUGAGGCUCAUCCAGUAUGAUUGUGGAAAGUUGCAAACAUUGGCAGUGCUAUUGCGACAGCUCAAGGCAGAGGGCCACCGAGUGCUCAUAUUCACCCAGAUGACUCGAAUGCUGGAUGUAUUAGAACAGUUUCUCACCUACCAUGGCCACCUCUACUUGCGUCUGGAUGGGUCUACUAGAGUUGAACAGAGACAGGCUUUGAUGGAACGAUUCAAUGCAGACAAACGCAUAUUCUGCUUUAUUCUUUCAACUCGGAGUGGGGGUGUGGGUGUAAACCUGACAGGAGCAGACACUGUUGUUUUUUAUGACAGCGACUGGAAUCCCACCAUGGAUGCUCAGGCCCAGGAUCGCUGUCACCGAAUUGGCCAGACCCGAGACGUCCACAUUUACAGACUUAUCAGUGAACGGACGGUGGAGGAGAACAUCCUAAAAAAGGCAAAUCAGAAGAGAAUGUUGGGAGACAUGGCCAUUGAGGGAGGCAACUUCACUACAGCCUAUUUUAAACAGCAGACCAUCCGAGAGCUGUUUGAUAUGCCCCUGGAAGAGCCGUCUGGCUCAUCUGUACCCUCUGCCCCUGAAGAGGAGGAAGAGACUGUGGCCAGCAAGCAGACCCAUAUCUUGGAACAGGCACUGUGUCGGGCAGAGGAUGAAGAGGAUAUCCGUGCUGCCACCCAGGCCAAAGCUGAACAGGUGGCUGAGCUUGCAGAAUUCAAUGAAAAUGAUGGAUUUCCUGCUGGUGAGGGAGAGGAGGCCGGCCGACCUGGUGCUGAGGAUGAAGAGAUGUCCCGGGCUGAGCAGGAAAUUGCCGCCCUUGUAGAACAGCUGACCCCCAUUGAGCGUUAUGCCAUGAAAUUCCUGGAAGCCUCACUGGAGGAGGUGAGCCGGGAGGAGCUCAAGCAGGCAGAAGAGCAAGUGGAAGCUGCCCGCAAGGACCUGGACCAAGCCAAGGAGGAGGUGUUCCGCCUACCCCAAGAGGAGGAGGAGGGGCCAGGGGCUGGGGAUGAGGUUUCCUGUGGGACUGGUGGAGGCAGUCACCGGCGCAGUAAGAAGGCCAAGGCCCCUGAAAGGCCAGGGACUCGCGUCAGUGAGCGUCUUCGUGGAGCCCGGGCUGAGACUCAAGGGGCAAACCACACUCCUGUCACAUCCACCCAUCAUACUCGCAGCACUUCCACACCCCCACGCUGCAGCCCCGCCAGGGAGAGAGUUCCCCGGCCAGCACCUAGGCCUCGACCCACUCCAACUUCAGCUCCUGCUGUAAUUCCUGCCCCAAUCCCUGUUCCAAUCCCAGCCCCGAUCCCCAUUUCAGCCCCAAAUCCAAUAACCAUGCUUCCUGUUCAUAUCUUGCCUUCUCCUCCACUUCCCCCUCCACAGAUUCCUCCCUCUUGUUCUUCCGCCUGUACCCCUCCUCCUGCCUGUACCCCUCCGCCAGCUCAUACCCCACCUCCAGCCCAAACCUCUCUCUCAACUCCUUCCUCCCCUCUUUUGCUUGGUCUACCUUCUGUACCCAUCUCCCCCCCAGUCACCAACCUGCCCUUGGGCUUGGGGCCUGAGACAGAACUGUGUGCACAAGCAUUGGCAUCCACCGAGUCCCCGGAGCUGGCUGAUAUGGCCAGUUCCGAAACUUCCCCACUUACUCUUGUGCCCCCUAAGGAUCUGUUGCCAGUUGCUGUUGAGAUCCUGCCUAUAUCAGAGAAGAACCUUUCUCUCACCUCUUCUGCACCUAGCCCAACCCUGGAGGCUGACAGCGUCCCCAACGGUCAAGAGCAGGAAGUGCCAGAGCCUGCUGAGGGGACCAUCCUCACAGUGCUGCCUGAUGGUGAGGAGGUGCCCUCCUGUCUGAGUGAGAGCAAUGGGCUGGAGCUCCCACCUUCAGCAGCAUCUGAUGAGCUACUUCAGGAGCCAUUGGAGGCUGACAAGAGCUCAGAAGAGCUGGUGGAGGCCCAGACCCCAACCUCCAGCCCAGAGAAGCCGCAGGAACUUGUUUCGGCAGAGGUCACAGCCCCGUCAACCUCAUCCUCCACCACCUCCUCACCCGAGAGUCCUUCACCUGCCCGGCCCCCUCGGCGUCGCACCAGUGCGGAUGUAGAAAUUAGGGGUCAGGGGGCUGGUCGGCCAGGGCAGCCUCCAGGCCCCAAAGUGCUUCGCAAGCUUCCGGGACGGCUAGUGACUGUGGUUGAGGAGAAGGAACUGGUGAGACGACGGCGACAGCAGCGGGGAACUGCCAGCACCCUAGUGCCUGGGGUCUCUGAGACUGGUGCCAGCCCAGGAAGCCCAUCUGCCCGCAGCAUGUCGGGGCCAGAAUCCUCACCUCCCACCAGUGGGCCCUGUGAAGCUGCUCCCCCAUCCACACUGCCCACCCCAACCCAGCAACCCUUCAUAGCUCGCCGUCGCAUUGAGCUGGGGGUGACCAGUGGGGGCAGCCCAGAGAACGGAGAAGGGGCACUUCUUGCCAUCACCCCUCCUGCUGUGAAACGUCGGAGGGGGAGGCCCCCCAAGAAGAACAGGUCUCCAGCAGAUGUUGGGCGAGGGGUGGAUGAGGUACCUUCAUCCACCUCUAAGGGAAAAACCAAUGGGGCUGACCCAGUCCCUGGGGCUGAGACCCUUAUUGUUGCGGAGCCUGUCCUGGGCCCCCAGCUUAGUCCUGGGCCCCAGCCUCUUGGACCCCAGCCAAUUCACAGACCCGAGCCCAUCAUCCUAUCACCUGUGGAGAAGAGAAGGCGUGGGCGGCCCCCUAAGGCACGAGAUUUGCCCAUUCCUGGGACCAUUUCCUCUCCAGGGGAUGGCAACUUAGAGAGCCGGACACAGCCACUCCCGCUACCACCUCCCCUGCCACCACUCCCACCGCUUCUAGCCUGUCCCACUGCUACUGUCGCCAACACUGUCACCAAUCUCACCAUUUCAACAUCCCCACCCAAGCGGAAACGGGGUCGACCUCCCAAGAAUCCACCAUCACCUCGGCCCAGCCAACUCCCUGUCUUGGACCGUGACAGCUCUUCUCUCCUCGAGAGCUGUGGAUUGGGGAGGCGGCGACAACCCCAGGGCCAGGGGGAGAGUGAGGGUAGUUCCUCUGAUGAGGACGGAAGCCGCCCCCUCACCCGCCUGGCCCGCUUGCGGCUUGAAGCGGAGGGAAUGCGGGGGCGAAAGAGUGAAGGGUCGAUGGUGGUGGCUGUAAUUCAGGAUGACCUGGAUUUAGAUAGUGGGCCAGGCAGGUUAGAAUUAACACCUCCCAUGGUCUCCUUAGCUCCCAAACUGCGCUCGACCCGGCUGCGUCCAGGGUCUCUAGUUCCCCCACUAGAGACUGAGAAGGUGCCUCGAAAACGGGCAGGGGCCCCAGUUGGCGGGGGUCCUGGGUUGGCAAAGCGGGGCCGCCUACAGCCCCCAAGUCCCUCGGGACCUGAGGGUUCUGUAGAGGAGUCUGAGGCUGAAGCCUCAGGCGAGGAGGAGGAAGGGGAUGGGACCCCACGUCGCCGACAUGGCCCCCGUCGACUUGGUGGGGCCACCAACCAAGGGGACCAGCGUAUCCUGCGCAGCAGUGCCCCCCUCCACCCGCCUGGCCCUACCAUUAGUCACAGAGGCCGAAAGGCCAAGACGUGAAUGGGCUGCCCCUCCACCUAGGCU
This is a messenger RNA of Suricata suricatta (meerkat), 10156 nucleotides long. RefSeq names its product Snf2 related CREBBP activator protein (gene SRCAP). The record is from RefSeq and is a predicted model, not a curated record. Gene Ontology annotation, cellular component: Swr1 complex. NCBI's taxonomy places the organism in Eukaryota, Metazoa, Chordata, Mammalia, Carnivora, Herpestidae. Bases 608 to 10132 code for a protein of 3174 amino acids. Gene Ontology annotation, molecular function: ATP binding; ATP-dependent chromatin remodeler activity; DNA binding. The transcript has 33 exons.